AUGUCUACCAUAGACCACCAACCCUCCCCUUGUUUCUGCAUCGAAGCAGUACCCAGGAAAGAGAAAAAAUGGCUUUCGCUUCUGUCUCUGCGAUUCGGCACAGUGCUAUGUACAAUGAUAGCGAUAAUCUGCUUUGCUUGGGCCAUGGUACAACAUCAUGAAGGAGUCGUUUCAACCGAUGGGCUGGGAGAAGCAUGGUCUAGCAUGAACCUAGGCACAGCCUCAUACGGAUUCGUCUGGUCCACUAUCUUUCUCAUCGUCGUCUUUUGCAACUGCGCUGUUCACCCUGGUGUAAUCGUUGCAUUCGAUUGCAUUGCUUUUAUUGCCCAGGUUAUCACAGUCUGUUUCCAUUUGCACGAGCUUGUCUAUUAUAACCUUGGUGGUUAUGGUUACUCCAGUACCCAUGAUCUUGGCCCAUUGUAUGGGGCUGAGUGCUUGGGGUGUUCAAUGAUACUUCUUGGAAUCCUCUUCAACCUCAUCCUUUGUGUGCGUGCCUCUAUCGCCUGUCAUAGGCUGCGGAAGGCUAGAAAGCAGCCGAACGCCAAACAGGCUUUCGACGCUUGA
Messenger RNA from Penicillium egyptiacum, 564 nucleotides. NCBI's taxonomy places the organism in Eukaryota, Fungi, Ascomycota, Eurotiomycetes, Eurotiales, Aspergillaceae. The record is from the annotation of a GenBank genome assembly.